Messenger RNA from Fusarium proliferatum ET1, 360 nucleotides. RefSeq lists its product as uncharacterized. The record is from RefSeq and is a predicted model, not a curated record. The transcript has 4 exons. Lineage: Eukaryota; Fungi; Ascomycota; Sordariomycetes; Hypocreales; Nectriaceae. Bases 1 to 360 code for a protein of 119 amino acids.
AUGUGCACCGAUGGCCGCAACACAGCCACUACCGACAUUUCAAGUGGCCAUCGGUGCACUCGGCUGGUCCAUGCGGGCAAUCCGGGUAUAAACAUCAUUACGCCUACUGUAUGCCCUGCCCGCCGCUCGAAGCCCGGAAGGGGCCCAAGUCGCCGGAUCACUCACAGGAGGGAAGGUUUCAAGUUCUCUUUCACUCUAAUUGUCCAUCCUGGCGCCCCAUUACCGGCCGCAAAACAUUCUUCUCGUCAACACUCCAAGUCCAGGAAUUCCGCCUCAUAUCACCACACAGAAUUCACACCAAGGCUGUCACCAAGUAGAGCAGUGGCGGAGCGUCAUAGGCACAUUAAUGCAAAUGCCUGA